This is a messenger RNA of Cynocephalus volans (Philippine flying lemur), 1998 nucleotides long. It is a transcript of the gene MAP9, whose product is annotated as microtubule associated protein 9. Lineage: Eukaryota; Metazoa; Chordata; Mammalia; Dermoptera; Cynocephalidae. Gene Ontology annotation, molecular function: microtubule binding. The record is from RefSeq and is a predicted model, not a curated record. Gene Ontology annotation, cellular component: astral microtubule. Bases 49 to 1998 code for a protein of 649 amino acids. The transcript has 13 exons. Gene Ontology annotation, biological process: mitotic spindle assembly; mitotic cytokinesis; regulation of mitotic cytokinesis.
AAUCGUUUACUAAACAUUUUAUAAAGGUAAAGAGAAAAAGCAUACACUAUGUCUGAUGAAGUUUUUAGCACAACUUUGGCAUAUACGAAGAGUCCAAGAAUUACCAGAAGAACUACUUUCCAGGAUGAGCUAAUAAGAGCAGUUACAGCUCGCUCAGCCAGACGAAGGAAUUCUGAAUACUCAGAUGACUUUGAUAGUGAUGAUAUUGUUUCCUUAGGUGAUUUUUCUGACACUUCAGUAGAUGAAAACUUAGUUAAGAAAAAAAUGAAUGAUUUUCAUAUAUCAGAUGAUGAAGAAAAGAAUUCUUCAACACCAACUUUUUUGAAAAGCAAGAAAUCAGACAGUGACAUAACCAAAGAUGAGCCAGUAUUAGCUGACAAAAAUGACGAGAAAAUGGCACGUGAUGGUUGUGAAGACGUGGUUGUAAAUUCCUUAUCUGAAUCUCAAAACAAAGACCAGGAAAUUGAAGAAGAGAAAAUUAAAAUGAAACCUAAACCCAGAAUUCUUUCAGUCAAAAGCACAUCUUCAGCAGAAAACAGCAGUAGCCUUGAAACAGAUGACCAUUUUAAACCUUCACCUCGACCAAGGAGCAUGUUAAAAAAGAAUAGCCACAAGGAGGAGAAAGAUAGACUAGAAGAAGGUAAAGAAACUGCCCUCGGUGAAGAAAAAGAGUUGCAUCUGGCACCUUCUUCCCCUCCAAGGCUGCAUGGCAGACAGUUAGAAGCUGAGAAGAAAGCAUUCUCUGAAAAGCUUGAUCCUGAGGAUCCAUGGUUAACAAGUCAGUCAUCAUCAUCCCUUAAAGAAAGUCUUGGAGAUUCCUUUUCACCAGGAUCUGGGGAAAAACCAUCCAUAAAAGAUCAAAAUGAAGAAUUCACUGAAAACUAUAAUUCCUUCAAAUCAAAUGAAAUUAAAGAGAAUUCAUUUUCAAUAGAAGUCAUGCCUACUGCCCUUGAGAAAUCUAAGGAAAGUCAAGUGACUGCUGAUGACCUUGAAGAAGAAAAAGGGAAAGCGGAACAGAUUAUGGAUGGUGACUUAACAGCUGAUCUACAACUAUUUAAAUCUCAGAGUAUCUUAAUAUCCACCAAUACAACUGAAUCUGCAAAGAAAACAAUUGAAGAUAGAAAUAUGAAGAAUAAAAAGUCAACAAAUAAUAGAGCAUCCAGUGCAUCUGGCAGAUUAAUGACCUCUGAGUUUUUAAAGAAAUCUAGUUCUAUAAGAAGAACUCCAUCGACAACUACCUCUUCUCACUAUUUAGGGACUUUGAAAGUCUUGGACCAAAAGCCUUCACAGAAGCAGAGCGUAGAACCUGAUAGAGCAGAUAACAUAAGGGCAGCUGUUUAUCAGGAGUGGUUAGAAAAGAAAAAUGCAUAUUUACAUGAAAUGCACAGAGUAAAAAGGAUUGAAAGUGAAAACUUAAGGAUCCAAAAUGAACAGAAAAGAGCUGCUAAGAAAGAAGAAGCAUUAGCAUCAUUUGAGGCCUGGAAGGCUAUGAAAGAAAAGGAGGCAAAGAAAAUAGCUGCAAAAAAGAAGCUUGAGGAAAAAAACAAGAAGAAAACUGAAGAAGAAAAUUCUGUGAGAAAAGGAGAAGCACUACAGGCUUUUGAAAAAUGGAAAGAGAAAAAAAUGGAAUAUCUUAAAGAGAAAAAUAAAAAGGAGAAAGAAUGUGAAAGAGCAAAGAAACAGAAAGAGGAGGAAACUGUUGCUGAGAAAAAGAAAGAUAACUUAACAGCUGUUGAAAAAUGGAAUGAAAAAAAGGAAGCUUUUUUCAAGCAAAAGGAGAAAGAGAAAAUAAAUGAGAAAAGAAAGGAAGAACUGAAAAAAGCUGAGAAAGAAUAUAAAGAUAAACAAGCUAUUGAUGAAUAUGAAAAAUGGCUGGAAAAUAAAGAAAGGCAGGAAAGAAUUGAACGAAAACAAAAGAAACGUCAUUCUUUUCUUGAAAAUGAGGCACUUCCUCCGUGGAGCCCUCCAAGCAGAACUGUGCUCUCAAAAGUGUGUUGA